This is a messenger RNA of Dermatophagoides farinae (American house dust mite), 969 nucleotides long. RefSeq names its product CXXC motif containing zinc binding protein. Gene Ontology annotation, molecular function: zinc ion binding. NCBI's taxonomy places the organism in Eukaryota, Metazoa, Arthropoda, Arachnida, Sarcoptiformes, Pyroglyphidae. The record is from RefSeq and is a predicted model, not a curated record.
UUUGGUGAUGUGUCUUUUUUAUUAUUAUGAAUGUUUUGUUGUUUUGUAGCCACAAGAAAGUAUAACAACAACAACAACAACAACAGCCAAAGCUAAAACCUGAAUUGAACAGAUUUCUCAUUUCAUGAUUUUCUCAUAUAUAGUUUGUUUAUCUGGUAUUACAAAUCAUUGGAAAAAAAUGCGUGUAUCUGUUUUGGAAAUAUGGGCUCAAUUGGAAAAUGUCACCAAUCUAAAGGUGACAUCACAAUAUGAAUAUCAUAUGAAAUUUAAAUGUAAUAAUUGCGGUACGGAAACAGAAAAUUUCAUGACAUUUUCCGAUGAUAAUAAAGUUCCAUUGAUGGGUGGCAAAUCAUUCGUAAAUCUAAUAUUCAAAUGUAAAACUUGUUCAAGACCAUCAAAUGUUUCUGUUAUCGAAGGAUCAAUACGACCAUAUCUAGCUGAAGAUUCACUUAAUUUUAAACCAUUUGUUGAAUUCGAUUGCCGUGGCUGUGAUCCAUUGCUAUUUGAACCAAUAGAUCAUUUUCAAUGUACAAAUAUGGACAAUACAACAGAAUUCAAUGAAGUUGAUCUAAGCGAAUUGAAUUGGGCCGAUUAUGAUGAACGUUCAAAUGAAUCGGUUGGUAUUUAUGAUUUUAAAUAUCGAUUUACAACGGUAAAAAAAUCAACAAAAUAAUUUCAAUCAUAUUUAUCGAUUGAUUGAUCAAUUCAUCAUCAAAAUGUUUCUUCCUAUAAAUCAUUAAUACCUACUACUACUACUACUACUACUGUGUUUUUAUCAUCAUUCAAAUAUAUAUUUUAUAAACAAAAAACUACAAAGAAUAUUCUCAAAUUUUGUUGCCAACAUUAUCUUAUACAAAUCAUAUUCUGUUAACCAUUUUCUAUUUCCAUCAUCUCUGUUACACACACACACACAUACAAAAGAGAAUUCAUUGGAUAAAUAAAAGACAAAAAAAAUGCUAAAGAAAUUGA